Tilletiopsis washingtonensis is the source of this 1126-nucleotide messenger RNA. RefSeq lists its product as hypothetical. Gene Ontology annotation, biological process: mitochondrial translation. Gene Ontology annotation, molecular function: structural constituent of ribosome. Bases 19 to 1110 code for a protein of 363 amino acids. Lineage: Eukaryota; Fungi; Basidiomycota; Exobasidiomycetes; Entylomatales. The record is from RefSeq and is a predicted model, not a curated record. The transcript is spliced from 4 exons. Gene Ontology annotation, cellular component: mitochondrial small ribosomal subunit.
CCUUCCUCGUCGUUCAGCAUGCGGGGUCCCGUCGCCUCCAGCUCGCGCCUGCCGCUGCGCAGCAUCUCCACCUCCUCAUCCCGGCUCGCCACUCCCGCGCCCUCUGCCGUGCCUUCCCCCGCCGCACGCUCGGCCAUCUCCGAGGACCGCGCCAGCCGCUCCUCCGAUGCCGCGCGCCCGCGUGGCUCUGGCAGUGGCCCAAGGGCAGCGAUCAUGCCGCCGUUUGAGCGCUGGAUCCAGACGGCUGCGAAGCAGUACAAGCUGCCGCCCAUGGGGAGGGGUCCGUUCUGGAUUGGCUCGACGCCGUUCCCAUUGAAUCCGACCUUCAAGCCGUCUCCGCCGCUGCCGACGUACACGAGACAGGCCCUGUGGGCUGCGCACAUCGCAGAGCCGAAGGGCUCGGGCGCGCCGAGAGCUCUGUCUACGCGCUUCCACAUCCCGAUCGAUCGCGUCGAGGCAGUGCUGCGGCUGUGUGCGCUGGAGAAGGAGUGGGUCAAGGAGAGACGUCCUCUGCAAACACACUUCGCCUCCUCGAUGGAGCGUCUCCUGGGCUCACCCGUUGAGGCCACGCUGAACAAGCAGCGUGCCGACCGUCAGAAAGCUGCUUCCUCCUCGGACGCCUCUUCCUCCAAUGCUGCUUCGAGCUCAAAUGGUCGCGCAAGCGGACGUGUCACGCCCACGGCGCAGACGAUGCAGAUGCAGCGCGGCAUGAAGGAGGACGAGCCGGUGCCUUCGCUGCCCGGCUCGUCGGCCGAGAUCCGAGGCCCGUACCGCGAGAUCGUCGACGAGGGCAACGAGCCGCCGUCGAUUCUCGAGCCCGCUCUGCACGCCGCCAACGUCGCACGCGGCGCCAAGCUCGCCGCACUGCCCUCCAACGGUCCCCGCAAGGUCCGCGACGCACCCACGACGGUCGGCACGCGCGUGCGCGCGCCGCUGCGCAUCGCCGACGUCGGGCCCAACUCGUACGCGGGCGCGGGCGUGGCGGGCCGGAAUGAGGCGCGGAGAGUGCGGAGGGCGAGAGCUACGGCGAAGCGGAUGGCUACGAUCGAGGGACGGCGGUCGCGCCUGGAGGAGAGAGUGCAGAUGGCCAGAGAGGCACGGCAGGCGUAGAAAAAGGAAUGGAAAC